Molecule: messenger RNA, 1346 nt
Organism: Dromaius novaehollandiae (emu)
Lineage: Eukaryota; Metazoa; Chordata; Aves; Casuariiformes; Dromaiidae
Product: acyl-coenzyme A synthetase ACSM3, mitochondrial-like
Exons: 6
Biological process (GO): fatty acid biosynthetic process; acyl-CoA metabolic process
Cellular component (GO): mitochondrial matrix
Molecular function (GO): fatty acid ligase activity; fatty-acyl-CoA synthase activity
Source: RefSeq, a predicted model, not a curated record
AAGCCUGAAAACCCUGCAUUGUGGUGGGUAAGCGGUGACGGAGAAGAAGUGAAGUGGAGCUUUGAAGAGCUGGGAGUCCUGUCCAGGCAAGCGGCUAAUGUACUGUCUGGUGCCUGUGGUCUGCAACCGGGAGACAGAGUUAUUCGGAUUCUGCCCAGGAUCCCGGAGUGGUGGCUGCUGAAUGUGGCUUGCAUGCGAACAGGAACUGUCCCGAUUCCUGGCAGGCAGCAGCUGACAGCAAAGGACAUUCUCCAUGGACUACAGAAAUCAAAGGCAAAGUGUGUCAUCACUGAUGGUUCUGUGGCACCAGCUGUGGACUCAGGUGGGCCUGAAUGGCAGUCUCUGAAAGCCAAGCUGCUUGUAUCAGAGGGCCACAGAGAAGGAUGGCUGAACUUCAGAGAGCUCCUGAAGCAUGCUCCUUCUGAUCACCACUGCGUGACCACAAAGCGUCAAGACCCGAUGGCCAUCUAUUUUACCAGUGGAACUACGGGGGCUCCAAAAAGGACUGCACAUUCCCACAGCAGCUAUGGCAUUGGCCUCACAGUAAGUGGAAGGUACUGGCUGGACUUGACUCCUUCAGAUAUAUUUUGGAAUACAUCAGACACGGGCUGGGCAAAGUCAGGUUGGAGCAGCAUUUUUUCCCCAUGGAUUCAAGGGGCCUGUGUCUUUGCACAGAAGAUGCCCCGCUUCGACCCAAGCAUUGUCUUUGAGAGUCUGUCAAGAUUUCCCAUAACAGUCUUCUGUUCUGCUCCAACUGCCUAUCGAAUGUUGGUGCAACAUAGACUGUCCAGCUACAAAUUCAGAAGCCUGCGGCACUGUGUGAGUGCCGGGGAGCCAAUCAACCCUGAAGUGACGGGAGAAUGGGAAGAGCACACUGGGCUGGAUAUUCACGAAGGCUACGGACAGGCAGAAACCGUAUGUUCAGACACUUUGCAGCUACAGCAAUAAAUUCCAUUAGGGUUGCCAAGAAAAUGUGAAGAAGUCAAUUAGAGUAAUGAAGAGUGGGAAAAUGUAGCUUGUAGAAGUCAUAGAAUAAUCAUAACAGUUGCCCCCCAAAUCCAAAGACUGCUUUUCAUGCCAGUGGGCUUUUGGCUUGGGACCCUGGUAUGCACCCUGGUAUGGUUCCAGACUCACUGGCCUAGAACACUUUGCAGUCAACUAGUUCUGGGUCAUGGUGGGGGUGGUGCCUGUGAAAGUUCCAGAUUGAGGGGUUCCUGGAAAGGUUCUGGAGCCAGUGCACCUAGAAGCAUUCUAGAGGUGUGGCUCAAGUCUAGAACCAUUGUAGUUGAGUGAGUGUAGAACUGAAUUGGAGAUUCUGUCCAGAACUGUUUUAGGUCAGCAGGAGU